GUUGGGUGCCCCGCAAUAUUUCGGGACACUUCCGUUGGAAGGAGAUGUCCGUCCAGGAACCACAUUGCCUCCAAACAUGCCGACUGCGAGACGAUUGCGCAGCCGUCCAAUACAAGGAGGACACUUGCAGGUUUAUGGUCAGUGAUGGUAAAGAAACAUUUUUGGACGGUCAGGUGCUGGUGCGGCUGAACAAUUGCUCAGAGCAAGAUGCUAGCCUUAACUUGACCGUGCCUGGAGCACAGUAUCUUCAAGGAGAAUUCGGAGUGAUGAACUUCUACCAGAAUGAUGCCUCGUAUUCUCGUGCCGGAUCGCUUCCUGAGAGACAGUUGGUGUUGGGUCGGAGACCGAAUGUGCAACGAAUCCCUGAAUCUUGUGCAAAGUCAUUCUGGUUCCUCCUCCACAUUAACUCCUCCGACUUCGAAGAUUCAACGUUAAUCAAUGCGCCAGAGUUCUUUGGGGAUACCAUCGCUUGUAUUGACUCCGACGUGGUCAGCAAGGCCUUCAAGCAUGGCCAAGAUGCCUUCGACUUGCGCUUGCUGCCAAGAGAGGUUGAAUCAACUCCCCUCUAUGAUCAGCCUCCUGCACUGCAACACGGCACACUGGCUUUGGGGGUGCCACCCUGCGAGAAGCCAAGCCAGGACUUGCUCUUGGGGACCUUGAGCGAACCUGGCAUUUAUUCAUUGCACCCAUGCGAAUGCUUCGGGGCAGCUUAUGCAAGCGUCGAGCCUGUGCACGAAGACUCUGAUGCAGCGGUGCCACGCAAUCCGCAGGGCUACUUCAACAACGGCUCUGUUUCUGACCAGCUCUUAUUCUCCGGCCCGUACACCUGCGAAGAGUCUGCCUCGGUCGGGCAUUUCAGCCACCUGGAAAUGGACGAAUGUCAAAGGGCCUGUGUUUCCAAAUCUGAGUGUCAGUUCUACUUGUUUGGAAAGACUGCCCAGACCUGCACCUUGUUCCAGAGCUGCAGCUACAUCCAAGAUGUUGGCCUGCAGAUCACGAACGAGGUCUAUGGAAUGUCUCCUGAGUUUGGUUCUUAUUGCCGCAUCGCAAACCCAGAACAAUGUUGGCAAGAGAUCAAGCGCCGAAGCAUGCUGAGUUUCACUCCAUCGAAUUUGCCCAGCUGCCUUUUCCAAGAGCAAUAUGAGGCUUGCGAUGCGCUUCAGCUUCUUCUUGGAAAGCAAGAUGGUCCUUGCAGCCGCUGCCAGUACAUUGAUGCCUCAAGUGCAUUUGCUGCGGUUGGUCUCAAGAAGGUUCCACCCCCAGAAGAUUUUCCAUCGGCCUCACAGAUUAUGGUCUCUUGCAAUGACACUUCCAGAAUGUUUAGCAGGCUGCAGAAUGGUCUUCGCUGGGAAGGUCCAAUGCAAGGUGAUGCAACCUUUACGUGCGUGAGCGGUGAAUGGGUUGGUGAACUUGGCCCUUGGCAAUAUCUGACGAACUUGACGUGCCAAGCUUAG
Molecule: messenger RNA, 1454 nt
Organism: Durusdinium trenchii
Lineage: Eukaryota; Dinophyceae; Suessiales; Symbiodiniaceae
Source: the annotation of a GenBank genome assembly